This is a messenger RNA of Linum tenue, 2510 nucleotides long. The record is from the annotation of a GenBank genome assembly. NCBI's taxonomy places the organism in Eukaryota, Viridiplantae, Streptophyta, Magnoliopsida, Malpighiales, Linaceae.
CGCAUUUUAAAAUUCAAAACCCUCUUUUUUUUUAAAUAAUCCCUCCUAGCAUUCCCUGCUCUUACACACUAUGGGACUCUAUUAUAUUGGUGAAAUGAAACUUGGGUCGUCCUAGGACUGCAAAGUUCAGCCGAAUCCAUCCAUAUGAUGCUGCUUCAUUCUCAAUUCACAUCACAAGUCCACAGAGAGAGAAGCAGGCAGGCAACCAAGGAACAAAGAACAACCAUUCUUUCUUUUGUUCCCUAGCUGUUGUCUUCAGCAUCCAUCCCCCUUCUCCCCUCAUUUCAACUCUUGUAAAUAAACUUCCAAAACACACGCUUCCGGCUCCCCCAUUCUUCUUCCCCUUCUCCCCAUACCAACCAUCUCCCUCACUCCUUUCCCUUUCUCCCUCUGCUCAAUCGCUUUCCUCCCUUGCCCCUUCCCCUCGUCUCACUCUUCCCUGCUCCUUCCACAGCUUCUGCAUUCCAUUUUGUUCGUUUCCUCCGUCGGAUUGAAGGAAAGCUGAAAAUAGAAAGCUGUAACAUCGACAUGUCGGUCAUCAGCUCCAGAGGAAGCAACGCAGCAGAGCUUCGUCUUCCCAGGAAAUGGACGGACAGAGAAGCCACUCCUGAGCGAAUCAGAGUCUGGGGUCACAACCGCUCCACCUCCAACACCGCGACUGUAGAAAAUGUUGAUAUUAUUAAGGCCGGAAACACCUGCGCCGAGAAGGAGAAUAAGAAGAAAGCCCCCGUCGUUUACUACCUCUCGAGGAAUGGACAGCUCGAGCACCCUCAUUUCAUGGAAGUCCCCCUCUCUUCUCCCGACGGCCUCUAUCUCCGAGAUGUGCUCGACCGGUUGAAUCUGCUCCGCGGGAAAGGCAUGGCUGCUCUCUACUCCUGGUCUUGCAAACGGAGCUACAAAAGCGGAUUCGUCUGGCACGAUUUGGCGGAGGGCGAUUUCAUCUACCCGGCCCACGGCAGCGAGUACGUCCUCAAAGGCUCCGAGCUUCUCGAACCGGCGCCGCUCGCCGACUCCACGGAUUCCUUCAGAUCUGUAAAGAUACCGGCCGAGAUUCAGAGCCACAAGUCGUCGUCGUCCUCCGCGUCUCCGCCGUCGAGCGACGAGCUGAAUCCUCGCCCGGCGAUCGCGCGGCGGAGGAACCAGUCCUGGAGCUCCAUCGAUCUCAGCGAGUACAAGGUCUACAGAGCGGAGCCGUUCUCCCAGUCGAGCCGGCGGCUUGCGGCGGACGCGGCGACUCAGACGGAGGACAAGAGGCGGUGGAUGAGGCCGGUGAAGCUGGCGGAGGAGGAAGAGGAGGAGGAAAUCGUGAGGGACCGGCGGGAGGUUGGAGGAGGGAGCAGGGAGGAGAUCGAGAUCGAGAUCUCGCCUCCGCCGUCGGAUUCCAGCCCGGAGACGCUGGAGACGCUGAUGAAAGCGGACAGGCGGCUGAUCCUGCUGGGCGGGAGGAGGAGCGGUGGCGGAGCGGUGGAUUCGAAUCCGACGGCGGAGGACGGCGGGAAGGUGAAGGCGUCGACGGUCCUGAUGCAGUUGUUUGCCUGCGGGUCCAUGUCGUUCAGGGACUGCGGGGCCGCGGCGGUGAAGGAGCAAGGGCUCUCUCUGAUUGGGCAGCGGUACAAGGGGAGGUUGCCACGUGGCGCCGGGGACCACGUCGCGGGGGCAUCACGGGAAUUUCGGAGUCCUCCUCCAGGGGUAAGACUGGAAGAUAAGGAGUAUUUUAGCGGGAGCUUGAUCGAGACGAAGAAGAAGGAAGAGAUUCCUGCCGCGCUGAAGCGGUGUAAUUCCUAUAACGCUGACAGGAUGUCACAGCUACAACUCGGGGAACAAGAGGUGGAAGGGAGAGCAGGAGGCGAUGGCGCGACCACGAAAUGCAUUCCGAGGAAGCUGCCCAAGGCGGGGCCGGCGGCGAGUCGGAAAGAGAAGGAGAAGAUUAGCCACCAGGACGAUGUUAGUAAUAGCAGCGAGGGUGGUGGUGGUGGAGGGAGCAAGAGAUUUGAGCCGACCACCAUCCGACAAGUAGAGGAAACCCGGAAGGAUGGAAGCAAAUAGUAAAAAAGUUUGACGGCAGAUAGUCCUUUACACUUAAUGGAAGGGAAUGCAUGUUUUUGCUAUAUGUACAUGACUAAAAAUGUUGCUGUUAGUGGUGGUAGCAGUUAUAGUUCAUAUAUUAGUGGGGCCUGAAGCUGAAGACCACCAAGUUAACUUAAACUGGCACGGCAGGGCGAGUAGGACAUCCAAUCCAUGGUGGGAGUCUGGGAGAGGGAAAUCAAGAAAAAGGUCAAAGAAAGGAGAAAGGGGAGUUAGCUUUUGUUUUUGUUUUUUUCAUCGUUACGUUCUCUUUUGUGGAAGGUUGCGAAAAUGUCUGCUAGGUUGAGAUCAUGGCGCGCCUUGGUGUCUGUAGUAUUCAGAAACUAAUGCAUGGAGCAAUGUAGAAAUCUCAAAUAACAUAGCCUCUGUUUUGCGGUGCUUAUUAAUUCAAUGCACUGAUUAAUAGCGCCGAUCGAGCUGGAGCC